AUGGGAGAAAAAGACUUCUCGUCAUCGGCUCCUUACCGGCUGCUGCCUCACCUGUUCCCCACCGGAAAAUAUGGUGCAGCUGCAUGGGCAGAUCGGACGAAGCACCGAUAUGUCAAACGAAUAAUUGAUGCAAUUCAAAGGCCAUUUCUGUUACAGAUGAUCAGAGCUUUUAGGACUAUCGGCAGAUGCCCUGCAAGUAUUAACAGGAUGCAUGCAGCUCGAACUGGAGAUAGUGAAGGCAGCCUUGCUCAAAAGACUUAUGCUGCAGCUGCAGCAACUCCAACUCAAAGCAAACGCACAGUUACGGUCAAAGAGACAAUCAAACAAAACGUUGAAAAGGCAGUACCAACUGUAUUUAUAAAACCCAAAAAGGGUGACGAUGUGAAGACUGCCAAAGAGAAAUUUGAAAAAAGCAUAAACCCACGAGUUGACAAAAUUAAAAUUAACCAGCAAUUUGUGGAACAGUUUAAGGUACACUUCAAAGCAGGUCCUCGCGACCGGAACACUGUACAUUACGCAAUCGAAGUUGCACCAACACUCAUAAAACAGAUCAUAACAACAAACAGGCUCUAUGUAGGGUACAACGCAAUAUCCGUAAAGGAUUACACUGCACUAGCAAAGUGCUCGAAAUGCCAAGACUACGGCCAUGUGGCCAAAUAUUGUAACUUCCAGAAUCCAGUAUGUGGAAAUUGUGGAAGUAAAAACACGACAUGAGUAAAUACGAAAG
Molecule: messenger RNA, 727 nt
Organism: Schistocerca gregaria
Lineage: Eukaryota; Metazoa; Arthropoda; Insecta; Orthoptera; Acrididae
Exons: 4
Coding region: 1-714 (237 amino acids)
Source: RefSeq, a predicted model, not a curated record